AUGGGGGACAAAAAUAAGAAAGAUAAAAAGUCAAAGUGUGAUACUCCGUGCAAGGAGGCGUUUGGGCCACUUCACGUCAACGUCAAAACAACAACAACCGUAGUUCUUCUGCUGAGGUCCCCUGAAGAUGACAUAGUAAUGAUUGCAUGUGAAGCACUCUACGGUUUUGCAGAGGAAGAUGAUAAAAAGGUUUACCUCAUGGAGCUUGGAGCGUUGCAGCAGCUACGUCAUCUCAUCAAUCACGGCAAUGAAUUGAUCAGACGCAAUGCAUUCAUGAUUUUGGGCAGGAUGGUCACCAACGGUGCCGUCGUCAGUGCCCUGCAACAAAUUGAUAUCAUCCCAUCAAUUAUUGACAAAUUAUCACUUGACGACUCAGUAGUUCAAGACUGUGGGACGCUGUGCCUGUCUUUUUUGUCCGUGGCUCCUUGCUGCAAGGCCCAGAUUGUUGCCAGCAAAGGUCUGCCGCCAUUGAUCAAGCUCCUUUCCAGUAUAGAGCCAGAUAUUCAGAAGAACUCCCUCGAGACCAUCUACAACGUGGUUCAAAACAGCCCACCGUGCCCUGCGGUAUACGAGUUGGGCGGGAUCCCCAUCCUUUUGGAGCUGCUCGAUUCCCCCUACGCCAUCAUUCAGCAACUGGCUUUAAAGACGUUACAAAAGGUCACCGCCGAUAAAGGGUCACACGGCAUUCUAAGAAAAGAGCAAGGAAUUAUCAAGCUCCUGGAGAUCCUCAAAGACAAGAGCUUGGAUGACCUCCAUUUUGACACCUUGGAGGUUCUUGCUAACUGUAUAAGCAAUAGUGACAAUUUACAGCUAAUCCAAAACGGAGGAGGACUCACCGUGUUGGUAGAGCUUCUUCUUCCCACUCAAGUCCCCGAAGUGGAGUCCGAUCCCGUUGAAUGCGUCAGCCAUGAAGUCUUCUCCAGUGCUGUUAAAUGCAUCUCCAGGGCGAGCCAGCACUCUGACAGUCACAAAGAUCUCCAUGAGUUGAAGUUUGAGGAGAUUCUGCUGGAUCUUCUGUCUCAAGGCACUGAUAGUGUGAGAACACUAGCUUGUCAAGCCGUGGCUGCUAUGAGCUCCUUCCUGGCCAGCAAGGAACACUUCAGGGAUUUAAAUAUUUUCCCUGCUCUGGUACGCUUACUAAACAACGGGAAUUUGGCGUUGAGAGGGGAAGCUCUCCAGGCCCUCGCCAACCUCACAUCUGGAAACAAACUCAACAUUUUGGCGCUAUAUGAAGCGGGAGGACUUAAGCGCCUUGUGAAGCGACUCGGUGACAACUGUCCGAGACGGGUGACCAAUGCCGCGGUGAUGCUUUGCAGGUUAGCAGUACAGGGGGACGAGAUUCAGUAUGAUGUGUUGUCGCGGGGAGCCAUGACAGCGCUGGUGAAGCCUUUACACUCGACGGACGCGCAGGUCCUGAUCAAUGCUACGUUGUGCAUCUGUGAACUGGCGUUCCACGCGGAUGCCAGGGCACAGCUACGGCGAGCUCGUGGUCUCGAGCCGUUGGUCAAUUUGCUGCGUACCACUCACACGGAGGUGCUGCGCUGCACAUGCACGGCCAUCAGUGUGUGUGCAAAGGAUGAACCCACUGCUGUGGCCAUGUGUAAAUUUGGAGCGCUGGAAAUGCUUCAUGAAAUCAACCAGUCGGAGAACAGCAAGACCAAGUUCAGCGAGUUUGCCUUGAACAGUCUCAUUCAAGCCAGCUUGUCACUCAAAUAUGGGCUGACGGGUUAUUUGGCUUCCACGGAUGUUAUCACCGAUGGUUUCUUCGAUGCUGGGAAGUUCUGGUUUGGUCAGAAAGUUCUGACUCUAGAGGAACUUUCAAUGGAGCCUGUCAACCAACGAUUGACCGUGAUAGCUGUCAACGCGUCAAUUGAGAACAUUGACGAUGGAGCGCAACCGUUCGAGUCUCCUCAAGGAAAAGUGAUGGAUGACGUCACAUUGCAGCUCCUGGUUAGAGAGGUCAAAGAGUCCAUUUUGCUUCUGAGCGACGAAGUGGAGCAAUAUGCUGCCUUGGCUAGGCGUGUAUGCGAUGCCAUGGGUGGAGCAACGGAGAAAGACGAGUUGCACCGUUUCGGAUGGCUGCUGCACAUCUGCCUGCUCAAAUGCCAACUGCAGUGCAAUGUGGUCCCCAUCGGAAUGAUCAGCAAGGGAUUCUACUGUCACAGGGCGCUUCUUUUUAAGUACUUGGCCGAUUGCAUUGGUAUGAGGUGUACUCUGGUUCGAGGGGACAACAACCGAGCUUGGAAUGAAGUACUCGUCUACAAGGAAGAUACCUCCAGCAAUGGAUACUCUAUUCAGCCAUGUUGCUACAUUGUGGACCUCAUGCACCAGCCCGGGAACUUAAUAGGAGCUAAUACUGCUGCAGCGAUUCGAUAUAACAGUAUAUAG
Molecule: messenger RNA, 2388 nt
Organism: Doryrhamphus excisus (bluestripe pipefish)
Lineage: Eukaryota; Metazoa; Chordata; Actinopteri; Syngnathiformes; Syngnathidae
Source: RefSeq, a predicted model, not a curated record